AUGACCGCCGGCCUCCUCUACGUAACUAUGCAGCCGCAGUGCGGCUUGCCGGAUGCUCAGUUCCACGACUGGUACAAUAACGAACACGGCCCCCUUCGCCUGCGUCUUCCUUUCUUCCCCAACGGCUUCCGCUAUCGCGCAACCGACGCCGACGCCGAGAGUCCCUACAGCGCAACAAAGCACGAAUGGGUGGCUCUGUAUGAUAUCACUGACUCGGCAGAGUUUGUGCGCCCGCCAUAUACCACCCUGCGCGAAGACACUAUCAAGACGGAGCGCGAGAAGCAGACUAUGUCACAGAUCUCAGUCGACAGACGCAUGUUUGACUUUGUAAAGGAAUGGAAAGCGGAUGACUACAAGCAGGCGGAGGACAUCGACGCGGAUUCAGAGGGGACUGUGUUAAUCUCAGUGUGCUUCAAGAUCCAGCCUGGAACAGAGGACAAGCUUACUAGUUGGUAUAACGAGGAACACGUUGACAUGCUGAAAAAGGUGCCUGGCUGGCGCCGCUCAAGGCGUUUUGUUACUUCCUCCGUUCUCAAUCCAUCGGCGGAGACGAAGGAGUACCUGGCGCUGCAUGAGUAUGCGCCCAAGAAUGGCCUUGGAGGGCCUGAGUUCAAGGCUGCCACGUCAUCGGAUAGGGCCAAGGAUGUUUAUGGUACUGUAGUUUCUGGCCGUGUCCGACGUGCGUAUCAAUGGUACUACACAUUUGGACCGGCGCCAAGAGACCUGAAUUCGUUAUCUGAUGCUGCAUACGCGGCCACAUUUUCAUCUCGGGACGGACUGACCAAGACCUUUUCUGCGUCAACAACAGCCAAUAAGCGAGCUCUGAUCCAGUCAUUCGUCACUACCCCAGACGGGGUGCAGCUUCCCUUCAAGCUCGAAGGAAGCUCUAAUCCAGAGGCGCCUCUGAUCGUCUUUGUGAACUCCAUCCUGUCUGAUUGGGGCAUCUGGGACGAGUUCCUGGAUUUGUUUUUCGCAAAGCCAGAGAACCGGAAAUACCGCGUUCUACGCUACCGCCCACGGGGUCGUGCCAGUGACCCAGGCGAGACGCCAAUCACACUCGAUCUGCUGAGCCAAGACGUCAUCACCAUCCUCGAUGCCAUGCGCGUGCAAAAGGCAGCGUUCGUAAUCGGAGUCAGCCUAGGCGGCGCCACAUCACUCAAUGUCGCACUCAAAUACCCCUCUCGUGUGCAGAGCUUCAUUGCUUGUGACACCAACUCCCUGGCACCGCCUAGCAACCCAACCGCAUGGGGAGAACGCAUCGCCUUGGCCGAAAACGACCCACAAGCGCCAACCGAUCCAUCCACCGGUGCCAGGCUUGUCGGCGAAAAACUGGCUGAAGCGACCACACGCCGCUGGUUUGUGGCUGAAAGCUACGACGGCGGUGUGGGCCAAGCACGCGCCGAGAAGGUCAAAAAGUAUGUCUUUGACAACCACCUUGAAGGAUUUAAAAAGAGCGUCAAAGCCCUGUACUCGUACGACUUGCGGGACGCUAUGAAGACCGCCGGAGAUGGGGUGUUACCACAGGGAAUGAAGAAGAUGGCUGAGGAUUAUGGUGGGAAUGGAGCGGGCCAUUUGCCAAUGGCUGAGCAGCCUGAGAAGUUCUUGGAGGCUGUAGAGGGGUUUCUGUAG
Molecule: messenger RNA, 1629 nt
Organism: Talaromyces proteolyticus
Lineage: Eukaryota; Fungi; Ascomycota; Eurotiomycetes; Eurotiales; Trichocomaceae
Product: putative alpha/beta hydrolase
Exons: 3
Coding region: 1-1629 (542 amino acids)
Source: RefSeq, a predicted model, not a curated record